Molecule: messenger RNA, 1473 nt
Organism: Colletotrichum karsti
Lineage: Eukaryota; Fungi; Ascomycota; Sordariomycetes; Glomerellales; Glomerellaceae
Product: tRNA splicing endonuclease subunit
Exons: 1
Coding region: 1-1473 (490 amino acids)
Biological process (GO): tRNA-type intron splice site recognition and cleavage
Cellular component (GO): tRNA-intron endonuclease complex
Source: RefSeq, a predicted model, not a curated record
AUGCCCCUCGACGACGACGACAACCCGACCGCUGCCCCGGCCGCCCUGCCAAACAAUGACUCCGGCGCCGGCGCCGGCGACGAGGCCGAGGACGAAGGCCUCUUCGACAUGCGCCUGUUCACGUCCAUGUUCAACAAGAAGGGAGUCUCGAGCCAGGCCGUACGCAAGGGCCAAAAGGAUUUCGAAUCGCACGGCACGAGAGCACAAGAGAACCAGCUCGAGACCAGUCGGCAGGUCAUCGAGGAGGUCCUGAGCUACACCCGCGUACACCGCGACGCAUGGAGCAAGGGGUGGUACUUCCCCGACUACUGGCCCGAGGCGCUGGAGGGCAUCAUGGAGCGGGGCGAUACCUCCGGGCUGGCGAAGCCGGAGUACCUACAAGAGUUCUUGGCGGAGACGAGGCCGCUCUACGCCGAGGAGCGUGUGGUCGUCGUGGAGGAUCUGAAGGGCCCGCAGGCGAAGAGCAUGGGGCGCGUUGUGAGGGGACUCAAGGCACCGAGGCCGGCAGUUGGAAAGUUGUGGUUGCUGCCCGAAGAGGCGCUGUUUCUGGUCGAGAGAGGCAGUCUGGAGCUCUGGUGGCCGUUCCGCGAGUUGACGGAUAUCCUGCCACCGCCCGAGGUUAAGGCGACAGAGGAGCAGGAUGACAAGACGGAUGAGAAGGACGAUGACAAGGCGAACGAGAAGGAGGACUCAGACGAAGAGUUCGAGGCGGGAGUGCCUCUGAGUCUGCAAGCCGCGUACUCGCUCUUCAUCGGCCUGGACGGGGAGAGGGGGAAGAUCUCGCUGCCGAAAUAUCAAGUCUACUCUCACCUGAAGCGCUCAGGAUACCACGUCCAUCGCGCGCCGCGGGAUCCUCUCUACCAAGCUUCUCAGCCAGAGCCGCCGAGGACAUCCCUCUGGCAGUGGCUUGUCUCCCUGUUCGACCGCCAGCCGCAUCACGCUCCCUACGGACCCCUCGUUCGGCCGGGCAUCUACAGGCAAUACACCCACGUCUACAAGCAACUCGAGCUCCUCUCCCGCUACGACCCCAAGAUCCCUUCAGAACCAGUAGAGCCGGAAGACCCGUACAAGGUCUUCUGGCACGUCUGGAAGCCCUCGAAGCACCCGAACAUUAAGGUCACGGACCUGCCGCCGCCGGACUUCCGCAUCGCCGUCGCCGACGCGCGGGACACGGCCGUGCCGUCGUUCGAGGAGGUCUCCGCGCUGCUGGGUGCCUCGCCCUACGAGCCGCCCGACCCCGUUGCCAUGGAAGGACCGGGAAGGUUGUAUCAGCGCCUGAGGCACGGAUACCGGAACGUGCUGAUCGCGGUGGUGGACCGCGGGCUGGUCAACUUCAUGAGGUUCGGCCAGGCGGCGUACGGAGAGGAGAAGCUGUAUGAGCGGUUUGACAAGGGUGCUUUCCGCGGCGGGAAGGGUGGAAGAGGUGGUCGCGGCGGACGUGGACGGGGCCGCGGACGGGGUCGGGGUCGAUGA